Rhineura floridana is the source of this 2428-nucleotide messenger RNA. RefSeq names its product CD164 molecule like 2 (gene CD164L2). The coding region runs from base 95 to 628 and encodes 177 amino acids. The transcript has 6 exons. Gene Ontology annotation, cellular component: cytoplasmic vesicle. The record is from RefSeq and is a predicted model, not a curated record. NCBI's taxonomy places the organism in Eukaryota, Metazoa, Chordata, Lepidosauria, Squamata, Rhineuridae.
ACUUUACAGGCGAUCAUUGUUACCAAAGUGAAAAACAACCGCCGCCACUCUGAGGUGGGCGCUCGCUGCCGCUUGCCCCGAAGAGGACUCAGCCAUGCCUCCUGCGGCCCGCACCUGGCCCCUCCGUGCGGCCCUCCUCGGCGCCCUGCUUUGCGGGCACGGCGUAGUCCUGAGCCAGGCAGGGGGAUGCAAAGCCCUGGAGUCGUGCGACAAGUGCAUUGAAGGAGAUGCUGCCCUGAACAUCACUGACUGUGUGUGGAUGCACUGCCGAGAGUCUGAGGAGAAGCCAGGUACUGGGAGUUGUGUGGGGAAGGAAGAGCCAGCCAAGGAGAAGUGUUCCUUUUUCAAUGUCACUACCAUGUGUGAAGCACCCAAAACAACAACCAAGGAACCUCCGCACCCAACCACUAAAGAGCCUCCAAAGCCAUUCACUAAGGAGCCAGAGAUUGUCACACUCGGUACCACGGCCAGCCCUCCACUAACUGGCUCCCCGGAGUUUCGCCCGCCGGGAUUUGACUCUGCCAGCUUCAUUGGAGGAAUCGUCCUGAUACUCAGCAUCCAAGCCAUCCUCUUUUUCGUGGUGAAAUUCCUCAGGUCAAAGGACAGCACCUAUCAGACACUGAUCUGACGGCUGAUCUCCAAGGAGCUGCCUUGAUUCAUUUCUCCUGCACAAGGAGUUGCUGAAGAAGCAGAGGCUGGCAUGGCCGCAUUUGGAGACAGGACUCUCUCUGUAUUCUUCAAAUGGAGUUGCUGAAGCGGAAGAUCUGCUCCAGACCUAAACAGCCCAUUGCCACGGUGGGUGAUGCUUGGCUCAGAUGCUUGGAUCCUUUCAACUUGCUGCAGAAAUGGCAUAUGUACACCUGAGUCCUUAUUACUAGCAAGCUCAAGCUGCAGGGGCCUGUGAGGUUACAAACAUCCACUAAUGAUUGGGGAGUUUUUCUUUCUGUACAAUCUGCUUUAGGUUAAUUUUCCUUAUUCAAAGCCCACAAAGAUCCCCAUUGAUCCUUUUUUCAGUACCUACUGGUCCUACAUAUUUUUUCUUAAACCCUACACUAAAAUGGAAUGUCCAGUGGAAGCUGGAGCUGCUUCACCCCCAACAUAUUGUUUAGCCAAAUCACAUUAAAAGAUCAGUGUCUUCUGCUGAUGUCAAAACACUCGAGUCCUGAUGUCAAUUUCUUGCACAAAUGGCAGGAAGAAGGUCUCCUUCACACUCAUUGUUGCGGGUAAGUUCUACAACCUGGCUUGCUCCAUAGGAGCAUUGUGGCAGAGACGUUGGUUUGUUAACAUUGAAGCCAACUGAUCUUGGACUGCUUUGGAAAUUGCCUGCCUAUCAAAGUAUGGAUCCUUGAAGGAUCCAGUCCUGAGCUGGUGGCCCUCUCCUGUGGAAUCGAAGUGACCACAGAAAAAGAAAGAGACCACUAAAAUAAAAUGAAAUAUUUGUGGAAUGUGCUUUGUGUUUUAUUAUUGAACAGUGUGUGCUUUUAUGCAUUUGAGGAUAAUUUUGAUUAUAGGUACAACAUUGUAAGCCACCCUUCCUUAAUCUAGUGCUUUUGAUGUUUUGGACUCCCAACUCCCAUCAGCCUCGGUCAGCAUAGCCAAUAGUUAGGGAUGAUGGGAGUUGUAGUCCAAAACAUCUGGAGGGCACCAAGUUAGGGAAGGCUGCUGUAAGCUCUGUCAGCUGCUCCUUUAUGACAUAAUUCUGCAGGGAUGUUUGUUUAUUUAAAGUAUUUCUAGGCAGCCAUUCCAGUCAGUGCCAGUCCAAGGCAGUUUACAAAAUAACAAUAAAAAAACCUUAAAGACAUCCACCUCUCUCCCCCCAAAACAUACUCAGCUGGCCAUUCAACCACUUUUCUCUGCACUGCUGAUCCACACUUCAAGGGAGGCAUGAACCAAGCAGCAUCCUGAUUCAGGCAUUGGUGACCUCAAGAGUGGAUUACUGCAAUGCACUCUGUGUGGGGCUUCCCUUGCACUUCACCCAGAAACUGCACUCAGUGCAGAGUGCUUCAGUUUGGGUCCUGACAGGAGUGAGAUGAUGUCAGCAUAUAACACCUCUUCUCAGAGAUCUGCAGUGGCUGCCGAUUUAUUAUCAGGCCAAGUUGUUACUCUUGGUAUAUAAAGCCCUUAACAGCAUGGGACCAGUUUACUUGUGGUAUCACCUUACACCAUAUGUGCCUACUCAACCGCUUCGAACUGGCACUGUUACAGAUGCCACUUAAUAUUUGCUCCACACUGGUAAGAAAUCAUUAUUUCAGUGUAGCAGCACCUAUGGAACUCCCGGCCUAUUGACAGCAGAUAGACGCCUUUGCUGGACUCUUUUCGGUGCUUUUAGGCAUGCCUAUCCAGACACGCAGAUGCUGAUGUGAUUUAAUCUCUUUUUUAGUCUACUGUUGUGUUUAAUAAUUUUUAAAAUGUCUUUAAUUAUUUGUCU